Molecule: messenger RNA, 240 nt
Organism: Penicillium samsonianum
Lineage: Eukaryota; Fungi; Ascomycota; Eurotiomycetes; Eurotiales; Aspergillaceae
Exons: 3
Coding region: 1-240 (79 amino acids)
Source: RefSeq, a predicted model, not a curated record
AUGCGGCCUUUUUUUGCCAUAACCUGGCUUGCCGCCAGUUUCUCAAUGGCUGCUGCAUCCGCUGAAGCUAUUGAAGCAAGUAGCCAAGCCGUUCCUCUGUGUCCUCCUCCUUUUGAUGGAGGAAGUAUUUGCACUAUCGACCCCGAUGAUUGUCGGGUUGAAGGGCAUGGAUGUUCAUCUGGACUGAUGUGCUGUAAUACUGGCGGUUGUGGAAAUUAUAAAUGUGUUCGGCCUAGAUAG